Messenger RNA from Carassius auratus (goldfish), 2651 nucleotides. Its product is annotated as Na(+)/H(+) exchange regulatory cofactor NHE-RF2. The transcript is spliced from 7 exons. Gene Ontology annotation, cellular component: apical plasma membrane. Gene Ontology annotation, biological process: protein localization to plasma membrane. NCBI's taxonomy places the organism in Eukaryota, Metazoa, Chordata, Actinopteri, Cypriniformes, Cyprinidae. Bases 8 to 1381 code for a protein of 457 amino acids. The record is from RefSeq and is a predicted model, not a curated record. Gene Ontology annotation, molecular function: signaling receptor binding; protein-membrane adaptor activity.
GUGGGAUAUGACGGACACUCCGGAGAGAGAGAUCCUGGAGCGGGAGCUCCGGCCACGGCUCUGUUAUCUCACUAAAGGAGACCGCGGCUACGGAUUUCAUCUGCACGGGGAACGCAACCGAGGAGCGCAGCUCAUCCGCAGGAUCGAGCCGGGCUCCCCAGCGGACCUGUCCGGUCUCAGGUCCGGCGACCGGGUGGUGGAGGUGAACGGAGAGAACGUGGAGGGAGAGACGCAUCAGCAGGUUGUUCAGAGGAUCCUGGAGGUGGAGCACCGCACCAGGCUCCUGGUGGUGGACCGGGUCACAGAUGAGUUCCUGAAGUUUCACGGUCUGCCUUGUACAGAGGACAGGGCGAUUGAGAUGGGCUCUCUGUCCUCUCGCUCCUCCACCACUCCUCCAUACAGCAGACAGAGCUCAGAGAGCAUUCUCAUUAAUAAGAGUCCCAGCAGUGGCUCUCUGCUCGACAGAGCUCAUGUCCAUCUGCCGUCACCCGCUGAACACAAGACCGGACCAGAGCCUGUACCCUUCACCAAACUCACCGUAGAGCCUGAACCCGAGUGUGAGCUCAGCACUGACCUCAGCGGAUCACAGACCAGCACUCAGGAGGAGCCGGUGUUGGAGGAGGAUGAGGUAACGAUGGACCUGCGUCCGCGCUUGUGUCACAUGACCCUCGGCGAGCAGGGCUACGGUUUUAACCUGCACUGUAAGAAGUCUGGCUCGGGUCAGUUCAUCCGCUCGGUGGACCCUGACUCUCCGGCGGAGCGCGCGGGACUGAGGCCCAGAGACCGGCUCAUCGAGGUGAACGGCAGGAGCAUCGAGGACCUGUGUCACGCCGAGGUGGUGGCGUUGAUCAGAGCGGGCGGCACAGACACACGUCUGCUGGUGGUGGAUCCAGACACAGACGAGCUCUUCAGCCGACUGCGCAUCAAGCCCACAUCUAUUCAUCUUAAAGAGGACUGUGUAGACGGGCCGAUCAUAGAGAGUCCUGUGUCUUCUUCACCAGUCCCAGACACCCCCAAGAUCUCUCCACCAAUCAGCAACAUCACACGGACUGACCCACCAAUCAGCAACGGCUCGCCAAGACACGAGAGUCACAGAAGCUCCUCCUCUCGAUCCACGUUUUUAGAGACGAGCGCUGAAAUCAGCAGCUUUGACACCAGCAACAAGCUCACAGAUUCUGACCAUCACUCCAUCGAUGACGGCCCUAAACCAAACCCAGGUGUGAACUCUGAGGAGAAGCGUCUAGAUCCGUUCUGGGAGAGCGGACUUCAUCUGAGUCUGACCGCGGCCGAGGCCAAGCAGAGAGCCCGCGCCAAACGGCCCAACAAGAGAGCGCCCCCUAUGGACUGGAGGAAGAAACAGCAAAUCUUCAGCAACUUCUGAGCAGCAAAAACAUCAGAAAGCUCACCUCAGACCUGGAGAGACACUACCAACACACACAGACUCCUCCAAAGACAUGCUUAGGCCAGAUUAGAUCCACCUCCAAUGCAAUCAUUUUAUAGGUUCAGCUAAUCUUAAUUUGGCAUUUUGUUGUUAGUAAGUGUUUCACAUUCAGCCAGUUGGUUGUUUUACCCAAUAAUGCACAACUUCACUGCCAUCGCAUUUCUACUCUUCCUGAAAUGCAACAGCAGUUCCCACAAACCAGACAAUUAGAAAGGAAUGGAAAGAAAGUAAGAAAACGUCAUUGCAAUGCAGGAACAGUAAGAAGGAAAGACAUUCUGAAGGAAAGGUGAGAAGAAAGUGAACAAAAGAUGCCAAGUGUAAAUCAAGCUAAGAAGCCAAAGGUUGUAGGUUCAAACGCGUGAAGAAAGAAGUUACAGAUCUUGUACCAUUAGAGAAAAUGCACAGUAAGUUGUGUUGGUUGACAAUGAAUGAUCAGAAGAAAAGGAAGAGAUCCCAGAUGGCCUGUCCAUCUUUAUGCUAGUGUAUUUUGGAUUUUCGUCCAAUCAGACGCUCUCUUGAAUUAGCAUUUUUUUAAAAGGACAAACUCCUCAAUAUGUCCCAAGCUAAAAGAAUAUUUAUGUAUUUAUUUUCUUGCCAUGUUCUCAUAAAUGCUGGUUUGACAUUUCUAAAUUAUAUUUAAUAUUGAGUAUUUAUAGACCUUAUAGUUCAGGAUGUCAUUAUCAUCUUAUUCUAGAUCAAUGUUAACAAGUCUGUUCGAGCAGUGAACCUCAACUGUUUCUGACCGCAGUCUCAAAAAUCAAAAGUGAAACGAUGUCUUUAAGAAUACACUUACACAUGUACAGAACUCCUAGCUAUUAAUAAUUAAUAACAUAAUUGUGUAUAUUACAUCAUAUAUAUUUACGUCUGAGGCAUGUUGUUUUAAGUGAAUUAAUGUAUACGAGUCAUUCUACAGAAAUGUCCACUUUUGGUAUGGCAAGAUGUCUUAAAAUGUAUUUUUCUAACAUUUAAACUUAGACCACAUUAUAUAUUACCUUUUGACUUUAUGAAUACACAUGAAUGACAGCUUAAUGAUUUUUUCAUCUCCCCUUCUUUUUGUCACUGGUGUUCUUUGGCAAGAUUAUGAAAUUUGUGAAACAUGAAAUAUUAUUUCUCGAUUUUUCAGCACAUGUAGUCUGAGUUACAGAAAAACAAUAAUAAUAAUAAUAUAAUGAUAAUAAUCCGACAAAUAAGAAGACUGUUUUAUUUAUUU